UCGACGUUGACGCUCGGAGUGCUCUGAGAGUGUGAAAAGGUUCUCAACUUGAUUUUGACGAGUUUUUAUGAUUUUUGUGUAUUGCACAUAUGAAUUGAACUUAAGAUUUUUAUACCUAACCUAACACUGGUCGCUUUUCUUCCUUUUGGGUUUUUGUGCUUUUCAUCGUUAACACUGCGUAAUAUUCUUAAUUUUUAUUUGUUAAUUUAUCAUAUUAAUUAUGGCAGAAAGUCAGAAAAAAAAAUAAGAGUUUAUAUAAACGGGGUUGUUGUGACUGAAGAAAACGAAUUAAUUAAAAAAGAUGAUAAAAUUUUGUGUGAUAUCACGAACCUGGAUAACAAUCAAAGAAGUGAAAUGUAUUUAAGCGAAACAUUAGUGGCAGAAUGGCAAGAAAAAAUAUUUAAUGCUGCUACUGCCGGUGACAAUGAAGAUGUUAUCGAGGCUGAAGCAGGAUUCUCAGGAAAUGCAGCAGAGGUACCGAGAUCCUGCAUGAACGAAUACAACUUUCCUGAGACACGAACGAGAGACUCAAAUAACGCAAAAGAGAUAUCGAAAUCUUAUGUAAAUGAACAUUAUAAUGAUCGUGUGGAUGUGGCAAAGCCAGGCCCUUCGGGAAAUGCAGCAAAAAUGUCAAGAUCUCAUAGUCAAAAAAAAAAGGGUGAUUAUAGUAAUUUGUAAUACCUUUAUGUUCUUCCUUUUUUCUUAACACACGUUGCAUGGCAUGUACUUUUAUAUAGCUCUUGAGCAAACAAAGGUAGGAAAAAUUAUUUUUUGCAAAAAAGACAUGCAGGUUUCUAGCUGUUAAACAUAGAAAAGUACAAAAAAUUAUUUAAUAAGAGAACACAGCCUCCAAAACCAAUAA
Molecule: messenger RNA, 862 nt
Organism: Leptopilina boulardi
Lineage: Eukaryota; Metazoa; Arthropoda; Insecta; Hymenoptera; Figitidae
Exons: 2
Coding region: 355-678 (107 amino acids)
Source: RefSeq, a predicted model, not a curated record